Messenger RNA from Ectocarpus siliculosus, 3270 nucleotides. Lineage: Eukaryota; Phaeophyceae; Ectocarpales; Ectocarpaceae. The record is from the annotation of a GenBank genome assembly.
AUGGCGAGGAGCGCAGAGGUGUUCUGUUGGGGAUCGCUGAACCCGGUCCCUGGCGAAGAAAAUCCAACCCCCGUCGAGGCUGGCCGAAGGGGCCUCGAGGCCGCCCGAGUUUGCGCUGGGUCUGGGCGUGCUCUGCUCAUUGGCGCGAAGAGCGCCACGUGGCUUUCGGGCCAAGAUGGGUCCGGCGAGGAUCCAUGGGAUGUGCCGGGGAUAGAGUGUGCGGCGUUCGGUCAGAAUCACACGCUGUUGCUGCACAAGGUUGCGGCAACAACGGAAGGAGACUGCGCCGACGACGCUGGGAGUGAGACGAAGACAGAAGUUCUCGCAUGGGGAUCGGGGGGACAGGGUCAGCUGGGCAUCGGCACCAUCACGCUGGAGAGCGAACUCCCGAAGACGAUUCCCGCCCUCAGCGCCUACCGCGUGCUACAGGUGGCAUGCGGAGCGCAGCACUCCGCAGCCGUCACCUCCUACGGCGACCUCUUCACCUGGGGCCGAGGGACCGAAGGGCAGCUCGGGCACGCAAGUCGACACCUCCCGCCCGAGCUCAACGACGCCAUCACCGGGGUACAACUCCGCCCCAAGCCCGUCCCAGCCUUCUUGGCGACGAAGAAGCGCCAGCGCCCGGUAGCGGGGGUGUCCUGCGGGGCGAAUUUUACGUUGGUUGUGACCCGUGCGGGGGAGGCUUGGGCCUUUGGCGGGGGCGCCAUGGGGCAGUUGGGCAUCGGACGGGUGACCAGCGUCGGGGUUCCGAAGAUGGUGAUGCCGUCGUGCCCGGCUACGGGAGAACCGUUUGUCGAGGUCGCUGCGGGGUGGUCGCACGCUCUCGCGAGAACUUCGGGAGGAAGGAUACUUUCUUGGGGUUUCAACGCGUUGGGGGCGCUCGGCUUGGGGGACCACCGCACCCGCUUCUUGCCGGAAGCGGUGCCACUAGACGGCUGGCAGAAGCAGCAGCAGCAGCAACAGCAACCAGACGAAAAAGGUGGAGGCUGUGGUAGCAAUCCAUUGAACAACCCCCCCGCGGCAAAGACAGCAAGGAUCACCGCCGUCAAAGUUCACGCCUGCGGAAACUGCUCUGGCGCGUUGUCGGCUGACGGCGAGCUCUUCACUUGGGGAUGCGGCAGAGCCGGUGGUUUGGGGCACAGGGGUGAGGGCGAAGGUCAGUAUGGUCGGCCAGAGAGAGUGGAGCACGUACUGCGGCCGCGACGAGUGGAGCGACUGGUUGGUGCGCAAGUCACAGACUUUGCGCUGUCGAACAAAGGCGGCGUGGCGCUCGUCCCGCCUCGUGUGGCAUCGAUCGAACCGGCCUCGGGACCAAUGGAGUCCGGAUGUAAGGUUGUCAUCAAGGGGUACGGAUUUUGGGACUCGAAGGAUAUUGUGGUGAAGUUCACCCCGGUCUCGAAGGGGCACAAGCCGUCGGCGUCGCGAUCUGCGGUGGGGACGUACAUGCCGCGGGAGACCGGUCAAGGCGGGGUUGAAUUUGUGACGUGCACGGCACCGUGCUUUGCGUCCCCAGAGGCAGCGUAUGUUGAGGUGUCGGUUGAUGGAACGUCGUUCACGUCAGAUUGCACGAGGUUCCAGUACUAUCGAACUCCCGAGUUGACGCAGGUGACCCCCGACACGUGCAGGCCACCGUUCCCGAGGCUGAGGGUAGACGGCGAGCAUCUCAGACCGAACGAGAACGAAACUCUAUUGGUGCGCUUCGAGGAGGAACAGGAAGAAGACAGCACCGAGGAGAGGGGCGAUGGCGGUGGUGAUGAGGCGGCUCCCCUGCUUGAAGGCACCGGCAACGAUACAACGCGUUCUGCCCUGUCUCGCUCGACCGCGAGGAGGGUAUUCGUCGUUCCUGGCCGGGUGGAGUCGGAGGUCAUCGAGGUCGGAACGGACCCGGACACGGAGCUCCCGAUUCACGAGGAGAGGUGGUUCCUUGCCUGCGGCAGCCCUCCCCUUCCGCCCGAGGCGAAGCUCCCGUUCGUGUCCCGAGUCACCGUGGCUCCGAAUGGGGCCGACUUCGACGGAGAGUCUCUGCGGUUCAUCGCGCACGACCCACACGCCGAUGUCUGUCUGCCGUCGGCGGUGCCUGCUCCCGCGCCCCCGCUCCCCGCCUCCGACACUGCCGCCGCGGCGGCGGACGAGGACGACGACGGCGACAAAAGCUCGGAUGGAGGCGAGGCACGAGGCCCGUGCGUCCACAUCACGGGCCGCAACCUCUAUCGCGGCGCCAACGUCGCCGUGCGCCUCCGUUUCGGCCGGGACGACGAGAGCGUCGUUCCCUUUCACACGGUCUCGUUCGACGUCUCUUCCGAGAGCAUCGUCGGCGUCGUGCCGAUCGAUGCCGGGGGGCUCGUGGCCGGGGCGCCGGGGGCGCCGCCGCCUCCGAAGGAAGCCCAGCAACGCCCGCCGGCGGUCAGCGUGGUGGUGGAAGUCAGCGUGGACGGCGUGGAGUUCUUCGCCGUGCCGGAGCGGCUCACGCUGUACCGAGGUCCGCAGCUGGCUCUCCACGGCGACGGCUUGUACCCCGCGGCCGAGGGGGGGUUGGCCGAGCUCAAGACGACGGCGCCGUCUUUCCGCGGGAACCAGGCGAAGGUCCGAUUGGUUUCCGAUGUCCACGGCAUAGACGUGACGCUGCCUUUGCUCUCGUCUCCGCCCGCCGAGGAAGUCGAGGAAGGCGCCGGAGAAGCUUCUGGCGUACCGGGCAGGGAGGCGGGGGGGGCUACGCCGGCACCAGGGCAACCGUCACCGGCCGCCGGCGAAAACGAAGGGAAAUCCACGCCGGUGCAAGAACCAGCGAAGGACGCCGCGGUGCAAGGAGAAGAGCAGCAAUCAGGCGAAGUUGCCAGCACAGAGGCGUCCGAUAACAGUGUUUGGGAGGAGAGAGAAGUGCCGACGUCCGAAGAAUCCUUCUUUUUUGCUGUGCCUCCGCUACCCAAGCCGACCCAAGGCGAGUUGGCGAGCUGCGGCAGCACCGAUGGCCAAGGCCAAGAUGCGGCGGGAGCGGUAGCGACAAGAGCGCAAGGCGACCAGAGCGUGAGCAGCAAGGCACCGCUCGCCCCUACGUCGCCCAAGGGUGCCGGAGCUGCAGCAGAUGACCAGGGUGGCGAGGCACCAGCAUCGCCUGAGGAGACAAACAGAGCCCUGAGUGUUUUCGUGUCGCUGAACGGGAACGAUUGGCAACCGGUGUCCGGACCACCUCUCACGUACUUCCAGCCUCCACCGGAGCCCAUCCCCGUGCCAGAAGACGAGCCAAAGAAGGGGAAGGGCAAGAAGAAGUAG